This is a messenger RNA of Acipenser ruthenus (sterlet), 3186 nucleotides long. Its product is annotated as optineurin-like. NCBI's taxonomy places the organism in Eukaryota, Metazoa, Chordata, Actinopteri, Acipenseriformes, Acipenseridae. Bases 214 to 1926 code for a protein of 570 amino acids. The transcript is spliced from 14 exons. Gene Ontology annotation, biological process: protein localization to Golgi apparatus; regulation of canonical NF-kappaB signal transduction; Golgi ribbon formation. Gene Ontology annotation, molecular function: K63-linked polyubiquitin modification-dependent protein binding. Gene Ontology annotation, cellular component: nucleus; Golgi apparatus; cytoplasm. The record is from RefSeq and is a predicted model, not a curated record.
ACAUCAGUGACGUCAUUGUCAGCUGAGCGAGGAGAACAUUAGUCCUAGCAAGAAAAAAAAUCAUAAAGGAACUGCAUGUGUUAGUGUUCCCAAAGAAGGACAGCGACAGUAUCUCAGUAUAAUGAUUCAUUUUACUCAGUAUCUUAACUAGACAUCAGAUCAAGACUGGAAAAAGACAGAUAGGAAAUAAGGAAUUUAAGAACCUGUAAAAUAAUGACUUCCAAUACUCUGAUGAUGAAUGGGGAGAUGCAACGAGAGAAUGGGCAGGGGGAUCUGACUCAUGCAGCUCCGCUUAGGAGCACCUUGGAAGAGACUCUACAACAAAUGAACAUUCUCAUCAAGGAGAACAGAGACCUCAAAGAAGCUCUCAAGCACACCAAUACAUCCAUGAGGGAGCGCUUUGAGGACCUUGCUUCUUGGAAGGAGAAGCAGAAGGAGAAGCGUGAUUUUCUGGAGGAUAAACUACAAGAAGCCAAGGGACGUGUGGCAGCCCUCACCAAACGCAAUGAAGAGCAGAUAAAGAAAAUCCAGAUGUUAGAAGGGAACAGACCUGAGACUUCUCAGGGUAUUGUGGAUCAUAGCCUGGAAGUGGAGCAGCUAAAGGCUAUGAUCUCUCGCCUGCAGGCUGAGAAAUGUGACCUGGUAGCAAUGAACUCAGAGCUACAGUUAAAACAACGAAGUGACUCACCUGAGGAUUCCUUUAUCGAAAUCAGGAUUGCACAGGAGGGAGAGUUGAAAUUGACUAAAGAUUUGCAAAACAAGCCUGCAGACCUCUCUGCUGCUUAUAUUCGGCAGAAGUGUUUUGAUGAAUCAAAUACCCGUUUGGAGUCUGAAGAAUUAACAGUUAGCCAACUGCUUCAGUCCCUGCGACUGGAGACUCAGAAGGUGGAGAAGCUUGAACUUGAGCUCCGGGCUGUAAAAGAAAGAAUGUCAGAUCUAGAAAAAAGAAAAUUAAAUGUUGCUGAGAGUGGGACUCAGACAGAAGUGAUAGUUGAUGAGAAGCCCUCAUCAGUACCAAUGGAAGUGGAGGCUACAACCACAUGUGAAAUUACUGCAGAGACUCAGCAUGAUGUCCCUGCUUUUGAGGUGGAGAAUUUAAAGUCACAGGUGAUGUCAUUGUUUGAAGACCUACAAGAGGCACAGUCCAAACUGGAUGAGGCUGAAGGAAUGAAGAAGAGCCUGCAAGCCAGGUGUCAUGAUUUGGAGCAAGAUCUUUCUACCCUUCGUGCACAACUUGUCAAACAGCAGGAGGUUCAGUAUCAGAAUGAAACACUGAAGCUUCAGGUGGACAGCUUGCAGUCAAUGAGUAAAAUGGAACAGAUGAAAACAGAGGAUGAGAAGAGGAAACUGAUUCAGUUACAGGAUGCAUAUGCCAAGCUGUUUGAAGAUUAUACAGCAAUGGUGAAAGCAACAGAGGAAAUGAAGCCUAAUAUGUCUAAAGAAGAAAUGAGUGAGGUGAAUGAUAGACUUAUUGCUGCUGAGGAAGCUCUGGCAGUGAAGCAGCAGAAGAUUGAUGAAAUGAAGCAGCAGAUGUUUAAGCAGGAGCAGGAGCUGGAGACUGUAUCUUUGUUCAAGGCUCAGGCUGACAUUUACUCUUCAGAUUUCUAUGCUGAGCGUGCAGCACGAGAAAAGAUACAUGAAGAAAAGGAGAGAAUUGUAGCACAACUGGAGUUUAUAAAGAAGCAGAACUGCAAACUGCAAGAGGAGAUGGAGUCUUUUGGAAGGCAAUCGCUGAAUGAGAUGCAGCUUCGCCAUGUUUCCAGAGGGGCAAGUCCACAGCCGAAUGUGCAGGGAGGAGCAAGAGGUGCUGAAAAUCGAGACUGGCAACAGCAGAUGAAUAUUCCGGAGCGUGCAUGUCCUAAAUGUAAUGAAAUCCUCCCUGAUAUCGACAGCCUCCAGAUACACGUCAUGGACUGCAUCACAUAAAGAAAUGGCCACAUUACAUACUACCUAACUAAGCGCUGGUUAGAGGAGAUAAUGUUGACAUUUUUCUUAUCUUUUUUAUUUGAAUGCCCUUCUUAUCUUAGCUCACCAUACUUCAUAUAUUUGUUGAACUUUUUUUUUUUUGGUGUUACAACUUAGUUCUUAAUUUGUUUAUAUAUUUCUACUUUCUACAGUACAAGUACAACUUAAUUGGUGAAAAUGGCACUAUAUAGGUUCCAAACCCUUAUUAGAAAGUAACUAAAUUAUCAGAAUUGCAUGUGAAGCUACUGAAGCCCUCCCAUAACUGUAUAAUGGAUAUGGUGUCAGUAUAAUUGUGAUUUCAUCAAGAAAUGAGUCAAACUGUAGUAUAACGUUAAAUUACAUUAUAUUACAAGUUGAUCGAUGAUGAUGUCAUGGGUAUAAUCUUGCAUAAAUUAGAUGAGACUGGGCAGUAUAUAAUGUUAUAUACAGCUGUGGUACUCCAGAAAACAUCAUUUUAAAAGGUUAUUAAUAGGUAUAAAACUAGUGCUGCUGGUUGCAAUAAGAUGUUAUGUAUGCACUGUAUUAUUGUUGUUAUUAAUAUUUAUUUAUUAGCAGAUGCCCUUAUCCAGGGUGACUUACAGUCGUAAACAAAAACACAUUUCAUGAAUCAAAGUACAAGUAUUAAAACAAUUAAGAGCAAGAUAAAAUACAAUGACUUUGGUUCUAGCAUGUACAAGUAUAUGACAAAAUACAAUUCAAUAACGGAGCAGGUAACAGUGUCAGUGAUAGUUACAUCAGGAUAUAAUGACAUACAAAAUACUACAGAUUAAAUAACACUUGUUGAGUAUGCAGUGUUUUAUACAUGGCGCAGGUUUCCUUCAGUGUUGCGAUGUAGACCCCUCACGGAGUGUGGUCCUGUCCGCAUCCCUCAUAUCUAUCUAUCUAGCUAGCUAUUUGUUUAAGGAUCUCAAUCAUAAAUGCUUACUUUAGUACUCAGAACAGGUAAAAAAUAAACUCAACACAUAAAAAGUAUAUACAUUGUAAUCAUGCUAUAAUCAGUCAAGUUAACUAGUUGGCUUUUGUAUUUGUUUUUGUUAAUCUUGACAGGGAGUAUAUACUGUAAACAUAUAAAUGGAAAAUUGAAAGCUGACAAAACUCUAUAUAGAGAGCUAAUUGUGUUCAUUACAGGGAUUUUAUAACUGACAAUAUAGACAAAAUCAUUAUUUUGUUUCCUUUUGUUAAUUCCUGUAAUAACAAAAUAAAAAUAUAUUUAUAAAGUUA